GAUCUGCGUCUGCAUUAUGUUUUAUUAGCAGAGACAUUUAAAAGCAUGUCAUCUUAACAAAGAGGUCUUGUGUAAUCCUAAAUGUACCACUUUGGUACACGGCUCCGAAGUGAAGAGACUUAAUUGAGCAGAUGGCUGCUGCUCCGGCAGGGAGGUGAUGCCCAAGACCCUCGAAGGGCAGCUCACCAUGGAGAAGACUCCCAGCUACUUUGUGACCAGUGAAGCCCCCCAGCGGAUCUACUCCAUGGCCAAGGACACCAAGCUGAUCGUGGUGGUGCGCGACCCCGUGACCAGAGCCAUCUCAGACUACACGCAGACCCUCUCCAAGAAGCCGGAAAUCCCCACCUUCGAGGUGCUGGCCUUCAAGAACCGGACCCUCGGCCUGAUCGACGCCUCCUGGAGCGCCAUCCGCAUCGGGAUCUACGCCCUGCACCUGGAGAACUGGCUACAGUAUUUCCCGCUCUCGCAGAUCCACUUUGUCAGCGGCGAGCGGCUCAUUGAAGACCCGGCGGGGGAGAUGGCCAAAGUGCAGGACUUCCUGGGCCUCAAGAGGGUCGUCACGGAGAAGUAUUUCUAUUUCAAUAAGACCAAGGGGUUCCCUUGCCUCAAGAAGCCGGAGGACAGCAGUGCGCCGCCCCGGUGCCUCGGCAAGUCCAAGGGCCGAACUCAUCCCCAAAUAGACCAGAGCGUGAUCCAGCGGCUGCGGAAAUUUUACAAGCCCUUCAACGUCAUGUUUUACCAAAUGACAGGCGAGGAUUUCCAGUGGGAGCAGGAAGAGGGUGAGAAGUGAGGCUGGAGCGAGUGUGCCGGGGGAACGGUGCCUCCUGCCCAGGCUCAGAAUCUGCUUGAAGCUGGAGAAGUGUCUGACUGCCCCAGCCAGAGAUCCACGACCAGUUCUGCCACAAGCCGGUAGCCAAACUCCCUUUCCGCACCUGGAAGAAGUACAAUCGCCUCUCCUGUGUCCCACGGACACAUCGUCUCUGGGCACGGGGGCCGCCCUGGCAGAACCCAGCCCACGUCUCUGUGCAUUCAGAGAGGGGAAAAGGGAAGAAUGUCUGCAUAUGUCUUGGCAAGGGUUUCUGGAAACUUUCCCCUCUUCAGGGCACCCUUGCUGUGAGAGACGGACGUCCGCUUCAUGCAUCCUGCUCCCCUCGCCAUGUUUUCAGAUGUUUAUUUUUGAUAUGGCCCGAGGCCUUGAGGCUGGGAGGGCAGAGGCCAGAGGAAGGCCUCCUUCUACAGGAGCAGGGGACUGCUUCAUGGCUGGCAGCAAGAACCCACCAGCGGGUAUCAGGAAACCCAUCUGGCGCCCGCCUGGAAGUUCCUACCAAGCACAACCUGUAGGGCUUUCUUGGAGUGUGACCCCCCUCCCCUGCUUCCCUGCACGGGUGGGCAUUUCCUUCUGUUGGGCACCGAGAGGAGGAUGAGCCGGGCUGUUUGGGGCAAACCUGCCCCCAGGUCCUGAACUCCACCCCUGUGAUUUUGCAGCGCAGGGCAACCAUCUUCCGAGGAAGUUGCCAGCUCUGAGAAUGCCGUCUUUGCACCACCACCCCACCUCUCUCUAUUCAAAUGUCAGCCUUCUCCUGCACACAAAAGAUUGAAUUUUGUAUUUGAUUUCAAUUAGCAAAGCAUAAAUUAUAUUUAAUUUUCUACUCACAGAGACGGGAUGAUUUAUUGUCCUGGAAAGCUGGGGAUCUAAUUGUUUGGAGACUCUGGCGAGGGAAGGAUUUGCUCCCCCCUCCCCCAUCUCCGCCGCUAUGUUGCCUCCCUGCCCGUUUCCCACCCCCACCCCCCCACGUCUGUCUAUCUUGUCACCCUUCGCCUGGAAAUUAGAAAAAUUUACUUUUGAAGCCCUGCCGUUCUUCUUCACAAUAAACACCUUGCAACAGCU
Sphaerodactylus townsendi is the source of this 1888-nucleotide messenger RNA. Its product is annotated as heparan sulfate glucosamine 3-O-sulfotransferase 4. The record is from RefSeq and is a predicted model, not a curated record. Gene Ontology annotation, molecular function: [heparan sulfate]-glucosamine 3-sulfotransferase activity. The coding region runs from base 158 to 790 and encodes 210 amino acids. The transcript has 3 exons. Lineage: Eukaryota; Metazoa; Chordata; Lepidosauria; Squamata; Sphaerodactylidae.